Molecule: messenger RNA, 5121 nt
Organism: Phlebotomus papatasi
Lineage: Eukaryota; Metazoa; Arthropoda; Insecta; Diptera; Psychodidae
Product: aquaporin AQPAn.G-like
Exons: 6
Coding region: 386-1141 (251 amino acids)
Biological process (GO): transmembrane transport
Cellular component (GO): plasma membrane
Molecular function (GO): water channel activity
Source: RefSeq, a predicted model, not a curated record
GCGCUUCAGUCGGCGGCACAGUGAGAAAUAACUUAAAAUGAUGUUGGAGGUAUAUUUGGACUGGCUCUACACCGCUUUCUGUCAUUCCGUUCACGACUACCAAACGGUAUCCACGCCUUGCUGUUAAGCAUUUCUUCUCUUCGGUGUUAGGCGCAUAUAGAAGUUUAAAUCUAACAUCCACCAAAGUGGUAUCAACAGGCUUCUGUUCUAGUGCAAAAGAGGAAUAUUGGGAAAAUUGUCAACUGUAUUGCUUCAUAAUUGGCCAUUGAGGCACAAUUAAAAGUUUUGUUUUUAAUUUUCUGAAACGUGUGGUUUUCGCCAAAUAAUAUUUUUCAUCGAAAAUAAAAUUGAGUGAAAGGACUCCAAGGAUCAGUAUUGCAAGAAAAUGUCUGCAGAAAAUAAGGGAAUGAAACAAAUUGUCGGUGUUUCUGACAUCACAGACAAUCGGAACAUUUGGAGGAUUUUGAUUGCUGAAUUUCUUGGAACUUUCCUCCUUGUCUCAAUUGGUAUUGGGAGUACAACAGCAUGGGGUGAUUUCUCACCAUCAAUACCUCAAAUUUCCUUCACAUUCGGUCUUGUAGUCGCUACUCUUGCACAGGCUUUUGGACAUGUGAGUGGAUGUCACGUAAAUCCCGCCGUGACUUGUGGGUUUGUCGUGACUGGCGACGUGAGCAUCCUCAAGGGAAUAUUCUACAUUGCCUGUCAAUGCAUUGGAGCAAUUGCUGGUGCCGCUCUCAUUAGGGUGGGAACUCCGACUCAGAAUGUUGCAAAUCUGGGCAAUACAACGAUCCAUCCCGAUUUAUCACCAGCUCAGGGUGUUCUCAUUGAGGCCCUCGUCACAUUUAUUCUUGUUUUUGUCGUUCACGGUGUGAGUGAUCCUCGUCGAUCGGACAACAAAAAUGCUGUACCCUUGUCUGUAGGACUUUCCAUCACUGCUGGUCACUUGGCAGCGAUCAAAUUCACCGGUGCAAGCAUGAAUCCAGCCCGUUCUUUCGGUCCAGCUGUUGUGAUGGCUUUCUGGGAGAACCACUGGGUAUACUGGGUGGGUCCCAUUCUUGGUGGAAUCAUCGCUGGUGUCAUUUAUCGUUUCAUUUUCAAGGUCAAAAAGGGCGAUGGGGAAGCAUCAUCAUAUGAUUUUUAGGUUUGUAAGUCUUCUUCUCAGAGAAGACCCCAAUUUCCACACAUUUCUACCGUCAUACCUUUUCGUCUCUAAGUAAAUUAUUGAAAAAAGGGGAUAUUAUCGAGAAAAAAAAAUCGAGAAAAAUUGUCUUCUCUGUGGGACACCUUUUAAGUUUAAUUGUUUUUGUCAUACAAAAUUCUCGCUAUAAUCACUGCGAAAAACCAAAAAGCUAAAAAAGAAACUUGAUAUCAAGAGGCAGCGAGGAAAUCUUCGUGAUUUGGAAAGUAAUUACACGUUCUAUUUACUUUCAAUUUUCUGCGGUAAUUAAGUACAUUAAGAAAAAUUUCUAUUUCUUCAGAAGGUAUUCAAUGUGAUUUGUUGUUGUUUGAAAAUUCAGGUAUGUAUUCUAAAUUUAUGACUUUGUUAUGGAAUCCUUUUUCAAUACUGUAUUUCUUUGUGUUUAUCUAGGAUGUAGUAGGGGAAACACUGAGAGAAAUUCGAAAAAGUUAAAAUAACAUUCCGGAAAUGUUAAUUUUACCCUGCGGUAUAGAUCCGAAAUCGGUGUAAAUAUUACCCUUUUUAGGUGUAUUGGGGGUUAAAGUUAUCCUUUUUUCAUGUUGAUUUUACCCUUAAAAGGUGUAAAAUUAACAUUAAAAAAUGUUGAUAUCUUUUUACACCUAAGAAGUGUUAAAGUUAUGAGGAAAAAAAGUUAAUCGCACCCUCUUUUUUUCUGAGUGCACCUAUAUAGAAGGUCUGUUUCUUUUUUUCUACUUAGUGAUCUUAUGCUUUUCUUUAGCCUGAAAGAAUGAGGACGUCUCAAAUGUUUCAAAUAGGAAAUGGUAAUUAGAUUUUUUUUAAGAAAAAGGGAUCAAAAGUAGCUUCAAUUAUUCUUUCAAACUUCCCAAAACGAUUUUGAUGAUUUAAGAAGCAUAUUUGGCCAGGUUAAGAAAUUCCCUAAAAACUCUUCUGAGACGACAUUGUUGGCUUAGACCGUCUUCAGACUAUAGGUUUAGCCCAGUUCUCGAGGGUCUCAAAACCUUAAACAGCAACCGAUUUUAUUGAUUUUUCAAAAUCUAAUAGGUAAUUUGACAUUAAUAAUCUAAUUUAAGUCAAAUUUUUCCAAGAAAUCUUGAUUUAUAAGAUAUUAGAGAAGUUAAGCCAUAUGGCUAAGCCUUAGGUCUGAAACCCGUAUUAGCUUAAGAAAAGUUGAUGAAGAAGCUUCCUCAAAGUUCUCCCAAAAAUCCCUAUGGAAUUUUGAUUAAUAGAUUUUACGCAGCUUUGCUUUUAAAAAGUUCACAAUAAGUAGAGGAAAGUGCCCAUCCUUUAAGCAGUUCCAAGCUUUAUAUUGACUAAAUUUUUCCUAUGUUUUUCAAUAAAUAUGACUCAUCGUACCCUUAUUUUAAAAACUAGGGGAAAGUGUCCUGUUUUUAAAAUAUAUUGCGGAGUCACAUUUAUUCAAAAAAAAACAUAGGAAAAAUUUAGUCAUUAUGAAGCUUGGAACCGUGCACUAAGAGAAAUCCGAAAAAGGUUAAAAUAACAUUCCGGAAAUGUUUAUUUUACUCUGCAGUAUUGAUUCGAAAUCGGUGUAAAUAUUAUGCUUUUUAGGUGUAUUAUGGGUUAAAGUUACCCUUUUUCAUGUUAUUUUUACCCUUAAAAAGGCGUAAAAUUAACAUUAAAAAUGUUGAUAUAUUUUUACACCUAAAAAGUGUCAAAGUUAUGAGGAAAAAAAGUUAAUCGCACCCCUGUUUUUUCUCAGUGUGUAAAGUAAAGCAUCACUGAGAGAAAUCCGAAAUAUGUGUAAAUAUUAUGCUUUUUAGGUAUAUUAUGGGUUAAAGUUACCCUUUAUCAUGUUAAUUUUACAGUGCUGUCUCACUAUAUGCACAGUUUGGGUACUUUUUUUGACAGUUCUCUCUCUGAAUAUGCACAACUUUUUUUGAAAUUCCCAACGGUUUUUUUCUUUCUUUCAAUAAAUUAUCAUUUUUUUAUUGUUCUAGAAUUUCCCGUGUUAUUUUAAAUAUAAUAUGAGACAUAAAAACUAAAAUUAAGAAAAUUAAAAACAAGAAAAAUUAGUUACCAAGAAAAUAAUUUUCUUUAUUACUUUGUCAAAAUGUAAACAAAUUGAUUUUGAAUGCAACCGACCCAAAAGCUGUGCAUAUAGAGAGUGUGCAUAUAGAGAGACAGUACUGUAUACUUAAAAAGGUGUAAAAUUAACAUUAAAAAAUGUUGAUAUAUUUUUACACCUAAAAAGUGUUAAAUCGCACCCUCUUUUUUUCUCAGUAAUGGACACUUUCCCCUACAUUUUCAAUUUAAGUGGAAAUAUUUUGCUUUUUUGGAAAGCUUAUAAGAUUCAACAAAAAACUUUUCAAACCAGUAAAGGCUCUUUUUUCUAACAUGCAAAAUAUUGAAACAAUAAUUUGACACUUUAGGAAGAAGUCAUAUUCAGAAGAACAAGAAUUAGGGGCGGAGCUAAAAGAUUCUUAAAAGAAGAGUUUCUUAAAAAAUAAAACGCUGUUCUAUAUAAUAAAAUUUGUGAAAUACUGAAGAAAGAAUUUAAAAAAAUCAAACUUUUUUUUACUUUAAGCGCUGAAUGAUAGUAAAUUUAGAAAGAAGUACCAAAAGACACAAGAAAACUUAGAAAUUAUUCUGUGAAAUUGUAUAAGGUAUUUUUUGUUAUUUUUAUAAAUUAAUUUGAGGGCGUGGCUUAAUAUUUCAGAUGCAAAAUCAUUUGACUCUUGCAUCUAUAUUGCACGACCAAUAUAUCUCUAAUAUAUUAAUCGUGACUUCUUCUUUGGACAUUGUUGUGGUUAGUGGUAGUCUCUUACUAAAUAUCCAAAAUUAAAAUAUGUCAAUUGAAAUUUUGAAGGGGCGUGGCCUAAAAUGUGUUUUGGCAGAAUUUAUUUAGAAAGCAAAACACUACUUAUGGGAGUUUUUUUUUAUAAUGACGGUAUUGAAACAAAUACAUUUUUUGGAUUUGAUAUUCAGUAUUUAUAAAUAUACGUCAAAGCGUUUUUAAGAUAAGAUUUUAAAAAAUAUAUUUCGAUUAAAAAAAUCUUCCAAGACCUAAACUGAGAAAAAAAGAGGCUGCGAUUAACUUUUUUCGUCAUAAUUUUAACACUUUUUGGGUGCAAAAAUAUAUCAACAUUUUUUAAUGUUAAUUUUACACCUUUUAAGGGUAAAAUCAACAUGAAAGAAGGGUAACUUUAACCCAUAAUACACCUAAAAAGGGUUAUAUUUACACCGUUUUCGGAUCAAUACUGCAGGGUAAAAUUAACAUUUUCGGAAUGUUAUUUUAACUUUUUCGUAUUUCUCUCAGUGUAGUUAUUUAUGUGAAGACAUUUGACAAAUUUACAAAAUUACUCAAUUAAAAAGAUUCACGUUGAAUACCUUCUCUAACUGUAAUCACUUGUGUGCCUAAUUGACACAGAAAAAAAAAAAUAUUGUAAUUUUUUUGUGGAUAAAUCAUCUUCAUACACUUUCUUUGUAAAUACACUACAAUUCGUACCUUUUAUUCAUUAUACCUUCAUCAUCAAUUAGUGCUUAGACGCAGUAGAAUUUAAAUUUAUCUUCAUUUCGGGUGAAUGUUUCAACAAAAAAAAAAUGAUUCUCAAAACUCACGAGAGUAUCAAUCAAACAAGCUACUAUAAUAAAUUAAUCUCCUUGAAUAAUAAAAAAAAGAUAUGGUAAACAAACUUCCAACAACCAUCCAACCACUUUAUAAAAGACAGAUAGAGAGUAAACAAGAAAAUAGAAAAAAAAUUAAAGAUAAAAAGCAAUAACUAAUAACAGCGAAAUCUGCAGAGAGGAGGAUGCAGAGAGAAAGACCGAAAGAAGUAGAAUCAGAAUGAUACGCAUUUGAAUCUUUUUUUUCUUUCGACUCAAAACUGUCUUUUUUUUUAUUAAAUGUGUAAAAUGUAAAACUGAACUAACCACUUUUUAUUUGUAGGCGAUAUUAUAUAUAUAUUUGUGCAAAAUAAAAUGUAUAAUAAAAUAUUUUGUAUGUA